Colletotrichum orchidophilum is the source of this 2526-nucleotide messenger RNA. RefSeq lists its product as uncharacterized. The transcript is spliced from 4 exons. Gene Ontology annotation, molecular function: mRNA 3'-UTR binding. The coding region runs from base 1 to 2526 and encodes 841 amino acids. Gene Ontology annotation, biological process: nuclear-transcribed mRNA catabolic process, deadenylation-dependent decay. The record is from RefSeq and is a predicted model, not a curated record. NCBI's taxonomy places the organism in Eukaryota, Fungi, Ascomycota, Sordariomycetes, Glomerellales, Glomerellaceae. Gene Ontology annotation, cellular component: cytoplasm.
AUGACCACCACCGCCCGGCCAGGAGGUCGGUACGGAAGCUUCCCCAUGGCGAACGGCCAGAACGAGAAGCCUACUCCCGGGGUCGCCCCGGGCUUCGGCAGCUCCAACUUGUACACGCAAAACAUCUGGAAUACGACGUACACAGGAGGUGCAGGAAAGAGAGAUCCUAGAGGCCCAGAAGACAGCUUUGCCGGACAACCAUCAGGGUCUGGUGCCCUUGCUGCGAACUCGGAGGCGGACACGUGGACCCAGAAUCCCUGGAACCAGGACAACCAGACUCGAUCGGCCUCGGGCAGCACCUCGCCGAAUCGCACGCGCGACAGCCUGCACAACAGCAACUCCUUCUUCGAGAACAACGCCGUCGGGCAGGGACGCAACCUCAUCAACGGUCGGCCAAAAUCAUACCUGGAGGAGGACAAGGAGAACACGGGCUUCGGAACGAGUUACGGCGGCGCCUUUGAGGGCUCGUACACGAGGCAGGAGAAGCGAGGUUCCAAAGACAAUGCGUACCUGAGCCUCGGUGUGGUGGGUGCUCCCUCGAGAGACAGCAGCAUUCCUCCCUCGCGCCAGUCGGACGACUCGCACCAUUCGCCCCCUGCCUUCCGAGACAACUUUGGGUAUGGCCACACUCCCAGCAACUCGAUUGCCUCGAGCCGUCCGGCCAUUCCCGGCCACUCUUCCUCCUUCCCCACGCAGACCACCAACAACAGGGCUUUCAUAGCCAACGGCAGACAGAUGGACGAAGCGGACCUGGCUCCGCAGUUCAAGAAGAGUCUCACUCUGGACGAGGCCCAGAGCCUCGCCGCCGGUGCGCCGAACUUCCAGUUCAACCCCGUGUCUCAGCCCUGGAGGGGCGACAUCAACGCCGCAAUUACUGGCGACGUGUACGCCGACGCCAUGGCUCAGUACCUGCCGCAUAAGCGUGGUUCCACCGAUCGCAUCGCGGGUGCCUCUGGUCAGUACCGGGUCGUCACGAGCCCCAAGACGUUUGCGCCUCAGACAUCCGACCCGUGGACCCAACGACCGUCAUCCCGCGAUCUGAGAAUGAUCCCGGAUGGCGACCGCCGGACGCCCGUCCCAGCCUUCAUCCAGGCGCAGGCUCCUGCUUUCUACCCUGGACCCUACUACACCCCCAACUUUGCAGGCCAGUAUCCUCCGCAAAUGUUUGACCCGUAUGGACGGCCAUCGCUUCCUCUGCCCGGCUACGGCUUGCACAUGUCGCCGUAUUCGAUGCCGGGAGUUAUGCCCAUCCGGCCUAGCAAGGACCAGGACCCUGGCAAGGGCGUCCGGAGCCUGCUCCUGGAGGAAUUCAGGUCGAGCUCCAAGUCGAACAAGCGGUACGAGUUGAAGGACAUUUACAGCCACAUUGUCGAGUUCAGCGGUGAUCAGCACGGAUCGCGCUUCAUCCAGCAAAAGCUUGAGACGGCCAACAGCGACGAAAAAGAUCAGGUAUUCCGCGAGAUUGAGCCCAACGCAAUCCAGCUGAUGAAGGAUGUUUUUGGCAACUAUGUCAUCCAGAAGUUCUUUGAGCACGGCAACCAGGUCCAGAAGAAGGUUUUGGCGUCGCAGAUGAAGGGCAAGGUCGUCGACCUGUCAAUGCAGAUGUACGCUUGCCGCGUCGUUCAAAAGGCCCUGGAACAUGUUCUUGUCGAGCAGCAGGCCGAGCUGGUCAAGGAGCUGGAGCCCGAGAUCCUCAAGGUCGUCAAGGACCAGAACGGCAACCACGUCGUGCAGAAGAUCAUCGAGCUGGUCCCCCGCCAGUACAUUGACUUCGUCAUGGACGCCUUCCGCGGCCAAGUCAGCCAGCUGGCGGCUCACAUGUACGCUUGCCGGGUCAUUCAGCGUAUGCUGGAGUACGGCACAGAGCAGGACAAGGAGACUAUCCUGGCUGAGUUGCACAACUCCACGCAGGUUCUCAUCACCGACCAGUACGGCAACUACGUGGUGCAGCACAUCAUCGAGCACGGCAUGCCCGAGGACCGAUCGAGGAUCAUCCAGCUAGUCAUUGCACAGCUGGUCACCCUGUCCAAGCACAAGUUUGCAUCCAACGUUGUGGAAAAGUGCAUACAGUACGGCAGUGCGGAAGAGCGCAAGGGCAUCCGGGAGCAGAUCAUCUCACAGGCGAGCGACGGCACGAGCUCGCUCCAGCUGAUGAUGAAGGAUCAGUACGGCAACUACGUCAUCCAAAAGCUGCUGAACCAGCUCGAGGGUGCCGAGCGCGAGGCCUUUGUAGAGGAGAUGCGACCUCAGUUCAACACUCUCCGCAAGACCAGCACCAGCCGCCAGCUCGCCGCCAUUGACAGGCUCAUCUACGCGACGCAGACGCCGCCGUCCAAGUCUGGGGGAUCCCAGACCGACACUAAUUCGGCGGCGCCGACCCCGGUUCUGACGAUGGAGCCCAACAGCCCUCAAAGCAGCAGCCCGCCCAGUCUCAGUGCCAGUGCCGUUGGUGAAGUUGCGGAUGACGACAACAAGUCCAGCGCGCCUGGAGGUGUCAGCCUCAAGGUGCAAGUGGAGGAGGCCUGA